UAUACAUAGUUAUGAAUACUUCAGCAUUCUUUUUGCCGAUGUGAAAGGAUUCACCAAUCUCUCUACAACAUUAUCGGCUCAAGAGCUGGUUCGGAUGCUGAAUGAACUUUUUGCCAGAUUCGAUCGCUUAGCACACGAACAUCACUGCCUUAGAAUUAAGAUCCUGGGAGAUUGCUACUACUGUGUAUCUGGGCUUCCUGAGCCACGGCAGGAUCACGCUCACUGUUGCGUUGAGAUGGGACUCAGCAUGAUCAAAACCAUCAGGUACGUUCGGUCAAGAACAAAGCAUGAUGUGGACAUGAGGAUUGGCAUACACUCUGGAUCCGUGCUGUGUGGGGUCCUGGGUCUGCGGAAAUGGCAAUUUGAUGUUUGGUCGUGGGAUGUAGACAUUGCGAACAAACUUGAGUCAGGUGGAAUACCUGGGCGGAUCCACAUAUCCAAGGCGACUUUAGAUUGUCUCAACGGGGAUUACAAGGUGGAGGAAGGACAUGGCAAAGAACGCAAUGAAUUUUUGAGGAAGCACAACAUUGAGACCUACCUGAUCAAACAGCCCGAGGAAAGCCUGCUGACUUUACCCGAAGACAUUGUCAAAGAGUCUAUCCCUUCUUCAGAACGGAGAAACAGCGGAGCGACAUUCACGGAAGGAUCCUGGAGCCCUGAGCUGCCUUUUGAUAACAUCGUGGGAAAGCAGCAUACUCUGGCUGCCCUAACAAGAAAUUCAAUAAAUCUGCUUCCAAACCAUCUUGCACAAGCUUUGCAUGUCCAGUCUGGGCCUGAGGAAAUUAACAAGCGAAUAGAACACACCAUCGACUUGCGGAGUGGCGAUAAGUUGCGAAGAGAGCAUAUCAAGCCUUUUUCCCUGAUGUUUAAAGACUCGGGCCUGGAACAUAAGUACUCCCAAAUGAGGGAUGAGGUGUUCAAAUCGAACUUGGUGUGUGCAUUCAUUGUUCUGGUGUUUAUCACCGCCAUCCAAAGUCUACUUCCGUCUUCGAGAAUGAUUCCAAUGAUUGUCCAGUUUUCAAUUCUAAUUAUAUUACAUUCAUCUCUCGUGCUGAUGACCACUGCAGAGGAUUACAAAUGCUUACCCCUGGUGCUCCGGAAAACUUGCUGCUGGAUUAAUGAGACCUACCUGGCCCGAAAUGUCAUCAUCUUUGCCUCAAUUAUGAUUAAUUUCUUGGGAGCCAUCAUCAAUAUUCUCUGGUGUGACUUGGACAAACAACUGCCUUUUAAGAAUCUAACUUUCAACUCUUCGGUAUAUUUUACAGAUAUUUGCUCGUAUCCAGAGUAUUUCGUCUUUACCGGUAUCCUGGCUAUGGUGACCUGUGCCGUGUUUCUCCGUCUCAAUUCGGUCCUUAAGUUGGCCGUGCUCCUCAUCAUGAUUGCAAUCUACUGCUUCCUGACUGAGACCAUUUACUCUUCCCUGUUUCUCCAGUAUGAUGACAUCAAUCAUAAUGGAGACACAGAUUUCCUAGGGACGAAAGAAGCUUCCUUGCUCCUUAUGGCCAUGUUUCUGUUAGCUGUGUUUUAUCACGGCCAACAGCUUGAAUACACAGCAAGGCUUGACUUUCUGUGGCGUGGCCAGGCCAAAGAAGAAAUCAACGAGAUGAAGGAGUUAAGAGAACACAACGAAAAUAUGCUACGCAAUAUCCUGCCAAGCCAUGUGGCCCGUCACUUCCUGGAAAAGGACCGAGAUAAUGAAGAUCUCUACUCUCAGUCCUAUGAUGCUGUUGGCGUCAUGUUUGCUUCUAUCCCUGGUUUUGCCGACUUCUAUUCCCAGACCGAAAUGAACAACCAGGGCGUGGAAUGCCUACGACUGCUGAAUGAAAUCAUUGCUGACUUUGAUGAGUUAUUAGGUGAAGAACGAUUUCAGGAUAUUGAGAAAAUUAAAACCAUUGGAAGCACAUAUAUGGCGGUAUCAGGGCUGUCCCCUGAAAAACAGUGUGAAGAUAAGUGGGGCCAUUUAUGCGCCCUGGCAGAUUUCUCCAUUGCACUGAAUGAAAGCAUUCAAGAGAUUAACAAGCAUUCUUUUAACAACUUUGAGCUCCGCAUCGGUAUCAGCCAAGGCUCGGUUGUAGCUGGGGUCAUUGGUGCUAAGAAACCACAGUAUGAUAUCUGGGGCAAAACUGUUAAUUUAGCUAGUCGAAUGGACAGUACCGGAAUUAGUGGCCGAAUACAAGUGCCUGAGGAUACCUAUUUGAUCUUGAAGGACCGGGGGUUUGCCUUUGACUAUCGGGGAGAGAUUUAUGUCAAGGGAAUCAGUGAGCAAGAAGGCAAAAUCAAAACGUACUUCCUUCUGGGAAGAGUCCAGCCCAACCCUUUGACCAUGCAACCGAGAAAACUAACAGGACAAUACUCCUUAGCUGCUGUCGUGCUGGGGCUCGUGCAAUCUCUGAACAGGCAAAAGCAGAAGCAAAUUUUAAACGAGAACAAUAAUUCGGGCAUCAUUAAGGGUCAUUACAAUCGGCGGACUUUACUAACUCCGGGCGGAUCCGAAUCAGCUGUCCAGGCAGAAGCCGCAGACAAGACGGAUUUGCCAUAAGCCUGCAUCUUCCUUGUGAUUUCUUUUUCCUUUUCUUUUUUAAUUUCUUUUAUAUAUGAAAUAAAUAUAUAAAUAAAUAUGUUUUAAUUUUUUUU
Notechis scutatus (mainland tiger snake) is the source of this 2634-nucleotide messenger RNA. NCBI's taxonomy places the organism in Eukaryota, Metazoa, Chordata, Lepidosauria, Squamata, Elapidae. The record is from RefSeq and is a predicted model, not a curated record.